AUGGACUAUUGUGUAAGAGAAUUAGAAGGAAAACAAGCUCAUGAUCCUUUAUUCAUGAAGAAAAUGAACAAAGAUAAAUCAUCGUCCUCCUCGACCGAUCUUCCUCGUCGCGUGUUUGUUCAUGGACCUGUGAUUGUAGGAGCAGGACCAUCAGGUUUAGCAGCAGCAGCAUGUCUCAAAGAAAAAAACAUUCCAUCCAUAAUUCUAGAAAGAUCCAACUGCAUAGCUUCAUUAUGGCAACUCAAAACCUACGACCGACUCCGUCUUCACCUCCCUAAACAAUUCUGCGUCUUACCCUUCAUGGAGUUCCCUUCAAACUUCCCUACCUACCCUUCAAAACAACAAUUCAUAAAAUACCUCGAGAAUUACGCAGAAAGGUUUCAUAUUACUCCAAAAUUCAAUGAGACAGUUCAACAAGCGGAAUUCAAUACUAAAACCGGUUGUUGGAAGGUGAAGAGUCUUAACAGUAAAGGCGAUGUCACUACCGAGUAUGUUUGUCGGUGGUUGAUCGUUGCGACCGGAGAAAAUGCCGAGGCUGUUGUGCCUAAUAUUGAAGGUGCAGAUGAGUUUGAAGGAGUUAUAAGACAUACUAGUUUGUAUAAAAGUGGUGAAGAGUUUAGAGGGAAAAGAGUUUUGGUUGUUGGUUGUGGAAAUUCUGGUAUGGAAGUUUGUUUGGAUCUUUGUAACCAUCAUGCUACUCCUUCUCUUGUUGUUAGAGAUUCAGUACACGUUCUACCACGAGAGAUGCUAGGAAAAUCAACUUUUGGGUUGUCCAUGUGGUUACUAAAGUGGUUUCCAUUGAAACUUGUCGAUCGAUUCUUGCUCUUAGUCUCAUGGCUUUUGCUUGGUGACACUUCUCAACUUGGUUUGGAUCGUCCUACUUUGGGUCCCCUUCAACUCAAAAACCUCACGGGAAAAACUCCUGUCUUGGAUGUGGGUACCCUUGCCAAGAUUAAAGCUGGUCACAUUAAGGUAAGGCCAAGCAUAAAGAAGUUAAAACGUCAUACAGUGGAAUUUGUAGAUGGAGGAUCAGAGAAUUUUGAUGGCAUCAUAUUGGCAACUGGUUACAAAAGUAAUGUACCCUUAUGGCUCAAGGAAGAGGAUAUGUUUUCCAUGAAAGAUGGAUUUCCUAUGAAGCCAUUUCCAAAUGGGUGGAAAGGUAAAAAUGGUCUCUAUGCAGUAGGAUUUACAAAAAGAGGACUAUUAGGUGCAUCAAUGGAUGCAAAAAGAAUAGCUGAUGACAUUGAACAAUGUUUAAGAGCUGAGGCAAAACAUGGACCAUAA
Vicia faba (fava bean) is the source of this 1284-nucleotide messenger RNA. NCBI's taxonomy places the organism in Eukaryota, Viridiplantae, Streptophyta, Magnoliopsida, Fabales, Fabaceae. The record is from the annotation of a GenBank genome assembly.